Messenger RNA from Bactrocera oleae (olive fruit fly), 5536 nucleotides. The record is from RefSeq and is a predicted model, not a curated record. NCBI's taxonomy places the organism in Eukaryota, Metazoa, Arthropoda, Insecta, Diptera, Tephritidae.
GAAAGUUACUGUCAGACGGUGUGUAUGCGUAAGCAGUCACACAGAAAUAUUCGCGGCGAGGAGAAAAAUAAAUUUUAACACUUAAAAAGGUGAAAAACGCAGUGUGUUUUGAAAAUUAUGUAAAAAGUUGUACGCGGAAACGUGUGUUUGUGUUAUAUGAUAUAAAAUUGUGUGAAAUUUUUAUGCAUUUAGUGGAAAUCAAUUUCCACAAUGCAUUGAAUCGCUAACCUACGAUAGUGUUGGUCUAAAAUGGCGUCGAACUUCAUGGAAGUUAAAUGGCGUCCCAUUAAAAAGAACGGAAAAGUUUUUAUGGUAUUUCAGAAUAUGGUGCAAUAUUUGUAAGCAAAAGGUGUAAAAAAGGAAUAGUCAAAUGACUCGUCGUAAUCACAAUCGUUGAUUUCGUCGCAAUCGCCGUAGUUUAUGUGUGUGUUUCGUACGUUUUUGAAAAACGAUGCUGGUAGUAAAAGUGAACAAAAAAGAACAGCGAAAAUAAGCUAAGUAAUAAGUGAAUAACUAAAACGUACAUAUAAAAGUAGAAAAGGCGACUUGUUCACGUCAUCGUGUCAUACUGAAACCGAAGUGCACUGAACGAACAAACGCACGGGCGCUUCAUAUGACUCGCCUAUUAGUUGACGUAUAUAACUACAAGUACAUGCACAUUUGCAUAUCGAAAAUUGUUUUGAAAAAAUACUAAUUCUGAAAAAGUUUAAUUAAACAUAAAAUCAAGAAAAUAAAACGACACAGUAACGACAAACGAGGUGAUUGUGAGCCAAUUGAGAAAAAAAUAACAAACAAGUUCCAACAAUUGUACAGUGACUCUGGUAAAUCUCUCUACGCAUCUAUUGUUGUUGUGAUAGAUAAUAAAGCACAAAUAAGUCAGUGAGUGUGACCAGAGCGCGUUUACAAGCUGUGCUUGUUUACAUUGCAGUGUCGCUGGCUUUGUUUUCGCCACUUUUACAUUUACCGUAUAGUCGUAUCAACGCUGUUUGUUGUUAUUCUGCGUUUUUUUUUUUUUUGUAAUCUUUUUUCUGCUUUUUUUCGUAUUGCAUUCCGUUUUGUUCAAUGGUCGUUUUGAAUGCCAACAUAAUCAUUUGUGUGAUAAGUCAACGCGUUGUUAUCAAUUUUGUUUUUUUUUUGUGAUUUGUGUUUAUUGAAAAAAGCCUCACCACGAAUUACCUGACGUUCUCUUCGUCGCGGCGGUCAACUGUAGUCGCAACAAGUGGUGGUAAAACACCAGCCGCCAGCACCACCGCGCUCGCAACUUCAGCAGGAACUGCCUCUGCUUCAUCGAGUGUCUCAUCGUCCUCGUCAGCGCUUGGAUUGCUGAGUUCGAGUUUCGUCGCCACAUUCUCAAAUCCUUUCAGCAGCAGUAAUAGUAGUAGUAACAGUAAUAACAUUAGCAAUAGCAACAACACUGCCGCCUACCCAAACAUAGAAGACCCGGCAAUAAUAAGAGAUACUGCAAACUCUGCUUUGCCACCAACAUUGUACUACACAAAACCGCAACAACAACAACAACAAAACUAUCAACAUCAAACACAAAAUCGUUCGUCAACUGCUACAACUACGAGUACUUAUUUUCAUCACACGCCAAACAGUAGUGGCAGCAUACAACGUGCAACAAUGGCUGCUAGUGGCACAGCUGCACCGAAUAGCAGCAGCAGUACAGCUGCGCUUGGCCUAUCGCCCACAUAUGAACCGCUUGGCGGUGGUCCACACGCUACCAUCGUUAAGGAGGGUUGGUUACAGAAACGUGGCGAACACAUAAAAACCUGGCGUUCACGUUAUUUUAUACUGCGCGAUGACGGCACCUUGAUGGGCUAUAAAAGUCCGCCGGUAAAUAAUGCACCCGCUGAUCCAUUAAAUAAUUUCACAGUACGCGGCUGUCAAAUUAUGACAGUCGAUCGACCCAAACCGUUCACUUUUAUUAUACGCGGCCUACAAUGGACCAAUGUUAUCGAGCGUACAUUUUGUGUGGAAAGAGAGAUCGAACGGCAACAGUGGACCGAUGCCAUCAGAAAUGUAGCGAGUCGCUUGAGUGAGCUGGGCGAGACGGCCAUGUCACCAUCGACCUCAACAGACAUGUCUGAUGUGGAUAUGGCAUCUAUUGCUGAAGUGGAACUGCGUAACAGUUUUUCAGUGCAGGGCACAACGAAACGCAGUAGUGGCGGCGUUAAAAAAGUCACGCUUGAAAAUUUCGAGUUUAUAAAAGUGUUAGGCAAAGGCACGUUUGGCAAAGUAAUUCUGUGUCGUGAGAAGGCCACUGCAAAGCUGUAUGCAAUUAAAAUUCUGAAAAAAGAAGUUAUCAUACAAAAAGAUGAGAUCGCGCACACCAUCACCGAGAGCCGUGUGCUGCAGACUACGAAUCAUCCUUUCCUAAUUUCACUUAAAUAUUCAUUUCAAACAAACGAUCGUCUGUGUUUUGUGAUGCAAUACGUAAAUGGCGGUGAAUUAUUCUUUCACUUGAGCCGUGAACGUAUUUUCAGCGAGGAUCGUACGCGAUUCUAUGGUGCUGAAAUAAUUUCCGCCUUGGGUUAUCUACACUCGCAAGGCAUUAUAUAUCGUGAUUUAAAGCUGGAAAAUUUAUUGCUAGACAAAGAUGGACACAUUAAGAUCGCUGACUUUGGGCUGUGUAAAGAGGAUAUCACGUAUGGUCGUACAACGAAGACGUUUUGCGGUACACCCGAAUAUCUGGCGCCUGAAGUAUUAGAGGACAACGAUUACGGGCAUGCAGUCGAUUGGUGGGGCACCGGUGUCGUCAUGUAUGAGAUGAUAUGUGGACGUCUUCCUUUCUUUAAUCAAGAUCAUGAUGUACUUUUCACACUUAUCUUAAUGGAAGAGGUAAGAUUCCCCCGCACAAUUUCUGAUGAGGCGCGCAGUUUGCUUGCCGGCCUUUUGGCUAAGGAUCCACGUCAACGUUUAGGCGGUGGACAAGAUGAUGUUAAAGAGAUACAAGCACAUCCCUUCUUUGCGAGUAUUAAUUGGACGGAUUUAGUGAAUAAGAGGAUAACGCCGCCUUUUAAACCACAAGUAGUAUCCGAUACAGAUACACGUUACUUCGAUACAGAGUUUACGGGUGAAAGUGUGGAAUUAACGCCGCCAGAUCCUGCUGGUACAUUGGGUUCCAUAGCAGAAGAGCCACUUUUCGCACAGUUCAGCUACCAGGACAUGGCAUCCACAUUAGGUAAUUCAUCGCACAUCAGCAGCUCGGCUGGUCUUGCAUCGAUGCAAUAGAAUCGAAUAAAAUGCGUAUGACGUUAUAAUCGCCAACGUCGUUACCAAUAUGUUGAUCGUCCUUAUGAUCAUUACUGCCAUCAUCGUCAUCAGCAUCAUCGUCAUCCAUAUUUUGAGAAGCAACAACAACAACUGCAAAAUAACAAACAAACAAGCAAAGCAAGUGAAGCAACCACAAUUGUUGUAGAAUGUAAAUUCUGUAACGUGGAUGCUGCCGCAAGCCAAGUCACCGCCACAGCAACACCACAUAGAGGAAAAAUACAAUAUUGUUUUGGCCCUAUCAACAAAGCUGUAGCGCUCGUUUUGUGCAUUUGUGAGUUGCAGCAUCUUUUCUACUACUAAGGCAACAACAAAAAAUUGCAUGAUAACGGACUAUAACACCGCAAUGUGUAUGCACUUGUCAAAUGCGUCUGAGCGUCCACCGACCGGUGAUUCAUUGUUCGCAUUUUCGUUGUAUUGAAAGCGAGUGGUUUUAUUUUUUACGUUUUUCACUGGUUCUGCGUAGUUGCGGCGGUGACUGCAGCAGCUUUUGAGAUACUCACUGUGACAACAACAACAAAAUAGUAAACAAACAAAAAAUAUAUAGCUAUGGCAGUAGUGGAGGUAAUGGCGCGCACAGCCGCAUAAGUGAAAUGAACAGCAAAAGCAACAUGAUAAAGAAUAGCUUAUAAUAAUAAUACAAUUUAAAAGUAAAAGUAAUAAAUAAAAAGUUUAAACCGCUAAAAUACAUCUACAUACAUCAUAUAUUAUAUACAUAUAUAAAUAUAAUUAUAAUAAUGAACAGCAACAAUUACUGCUACAACUACCAAUAUUAGUACAUAUUGCAACUACAACUACUACUAUUAAAUAAAAAUUAAAUUUAAAAAAAAAAAUAGAAGUAACACAAUUAAAAGCAAAAAUACAAACCAAUAAAUAAACAUAAUUUAUUUUUUACACUACAGUUACAAUUGCAACUACAAUAAUAAUAACUGAAAAUAAAAUUACAAGAAAGAAAAAAAAAACAAGAAACAUCAAGCGAUAAUAUAAUAAGUGCAUACAUACUACAAUUUAUUAUUAUAUACAUACAUAUACAAGAAAUAAAAAAAUAAAAAUAAAUAAAAAAAAGGUAAUAAAUUUAAAAUAAAAUUGAUAACUGCGAAAAUGGUUAAAGUUAGUUAUAAACAAAUUAUAUAUACAUACGUACAUACAUACAUACUACUAUUAUAAAAAUAUAAAUGAAACAUUUUAAAUAAAAUAACUAGUUAAUUUAAAGACUUUUUCUGUGCCGCACUGCUAUUAUUUCAUGUUUUCUAAAAAUAAUUAUGCAACUAAUGUACAAAACCCAAAACAGCAACAACCACAAAAUUGAACUAAACAUACAUACAUACCUACCAUAUAUGCGCGCAUACUUUUGUAUACUCUUCAAUUUUUUCUGUUUGUUUUGAUUGUCGCAAAAAUUUUCAUUUUGUUUAUAAUUUUACAUUUAAACCGUUAUACCGUUGUACCGUUGUGCUGUGCGCUUUAAAUGAAUGAUUUAUAGACGAUUUUUAUGUUUCUUAUACAACAUUUUUCUAUAUUCAGUUACUAUGUAACAUUUAUGUGAAUGUUCACAAAAAAAAAAAUAAGUAAAAACAAAAAAAAAAAAAACCAAACAUAAACAAAAAGCAAACGCAGUUAUGUAUAAAGUUGUCAAGGCAGUAGAAAAAGAAACGAAAAGAUAAAAUAAAAAUAAAAAACUAAAAAUAAAAAAAUAAAAAUAAAGGAUGCUACUACAAAAAAUAUGUAAGUUAUUUCAAAAUUUGUUAUACAUUUUGGUAAUGUUUAAAGCAACACAAAAACACAAAAGCACUCGAAAUGGCCGACACUAAAAACAAUGCUGGAGUAUCAAUUUUUUGCAGCGUUGCAACGUGAUAUUUUAAAAGCUGAAUACGUUCCAAUGCCUGCCUUGGAUGAGGAAUGAGUUGUACAUGCGCUUCGACUUUCUUUGCAUUUGACGCUGAAUUCAGUUUAGCGCUUCAAUGAGUGGAUAUUACAGCGCUGCUUAGGUUGUGGACCUUUGCAAGCAUACACAUACAGUUAGUUCGAUAGAAUCAUACAAAAAUAAACACAAAAAAAAAUUUUUGUUUUAGCAAACGUAAUGUACAAACAGCGAAAAUAUAUAAUUUAACUAAGCCCAUGCCACAUGCAUAGUUAAAUAUCAACUAUAGUUAAUAGAAUUCCAAUUGUGUAAUUUGUUUCAUUAAAGAAAAAAAAAACAAUAAUAAAAUGUGAAAAAAACUACCAUACAACACAAAUGUUUAAACGUUUACAGUUGUAAAUGUUA